This is a messenger RNA of Selaginella moellendorffii, 336 nucleotides long. Its product is annotated as probable disease resistance protein At1g15890. The transcript has a single exon. Bases 1 to 336 code for a protein of 111 amino acids. Gene Ontology annotation, biological process: defense response to fungus. NCBI's taxonomy places the organism in Eukaryota, Viridiplantae, Streptophyta, Lycopodiopsida, Selaginellales, Selaginellaceae. Gene Ontology annotation, molecular function: ADP binding. The record is from RefSeq and is a predicted model, not a curated record.
AUGGGGCUUUUGGGAAAGGAAGACAGCAUGAAGCUGUUCGCAGUCCACGCAUUCCCAAACCAAAAACAUGCUCAAGUCAGCAAGGUAGUAGUGGAGCAAGUUGUGGAAAAGUGUGGGGGGCUUCCACUGGUCUUGAAGGUAAUUGGCAGAAGAAUGGCAGGCACACAAGAUUGGGACUAUGUUCUGAGCAAACUCAAGGAUCAACGACUUAUUGCUCUUGAUGAGGAACAACAGGUACUGCAGCGACUCAAGCUGGGUUACGAUGCUUUGUUGCCUCUUGGCAUCCAACAGCACUUUCUCUUCUUUGCAGCCUUUCCAGAAGACUGGCGAAUUUGA